Molecule: messenger RNA, 2179 nt
Organism: Onthophagus taurus
Lineage: Eukaryota; Metazoa; Arthropoda; Insecta; Coleoptera; Scarabaeidae
Source: RefSeq, a predicted model, not a curated record
UAUAAAUUAAUAUGACAGGUUAGUUUAUUUAUUAAAAUGUAAUUCUAAUUUUAACUUUAAUAACUAAAUAUAAAUGAUGCUGAUAUAAACGAAGUUUUCGAUGACAUAGUGUUUAGUGAAGACAAAUUGAUUGAUGAGGGUUAUUUGGAAGGAUUAGAAAAAGGUAGAAACAAAGGGAAUGUUAACUCUUUAUUAAUUAAUUUUUAAUCGUUAUAAAAAGCAAAUAUUAGUUGCGAUAUGAUUUAUAAAUGUAAAUAGUAACAUGUACGUCUUAAGAGGCAUAAAUAUACUUUGUUUAUAAACUAUGUUAUUCUUAUAACAAAAUGUUAUUUAAAUAUUUUAAGAUAGGCAACCCCUAUUUCAGACGUUACAUAACCUAUAAAUUAAAAUGACAGAUAUAAAUGAAAAUGAUGCUGAUAUAAACGAAGUAUUCGAUAAUAUAGUGUUUAGUGAAGACAAAUUGAUUGAAGAGGGUUAUUCGGAAGGAUUAGAAAAAGGUAAAAACGAAGAGAAUGUUGAAGGUUAUCAUUUAGGAUACCAUCGAGGCGCUGAGGUUGGUGCAGAGCUUGGUUAUUAUUUAUCUGUUGCCGAAGGUUAUCUAAAAUCGUCCGAAAAAUUAUCAGAGAAGGUGUUAAAAUCACUCAAAAAACUUGUGGAUGAAGUAAAUAAAUUCCCAAACUGUAAUAACAAAGACAUUGAUAUCCUGAGUGAAUUAGAUAAUAUUAGAAGUUUGUUUAAAAAAACAUGCGCUUUGUUAAAAGUGGACGCAUUUUAUCCCGAGUUAGAUAAUUUAUCAUUUUAGAAAAAAAUGCAAGAAAUUAAGGUUCAAAUUGAUAAGAUUUUAGUUUAUUUAAAAGAAUAUUAUCCUCUAAUUAGUUGUCAUAUGGUUAAUUAUUUCAAUAAAAACCUUUAUGAAAAUUGCACCCCAAACGAAUUAAAAUUAGAAUUUAAUCAAAACGAAUUCGAUUUUUACGACGCCAUAACAAACCAUGAUUUAGCCCCAAAUUUAUUUAAAUUCACCCAAAAUUGCAAACAAUUCCUUUUAUACAACGGCAAUAUUUGUAUCAACAUAAACGAUUUUCAUAAUAAAUUUGAUAAAACACCUCAAAACGAUUUAAAACUCGAUGUAUUUAUGAAAAAUAAAAAAUCACAUGAAGUCACAAUUUUGAGUUCAGUCGCUUUUAAAUUAAAAUUAAUCGGAAAUACUUCCCAUAUCAUCGAUUUAGGUGAUGGAAAAGGUUAUUUAAGCUCAUUAUUAGCGUUUCAUUACAAAACUCCAGUUUUAGGAAUUGAUUCAUCUGAGAUAAACACAAAUGGAGCCAAAAAACGGGCGGAAAAACUGAGUAAAAAUUGGGAUGGAAUCGUAAAAAAUCAAAAACGAACUGUUUUAACACCAAGGGAACGUAAAACGAAUGAAAAUUCAGACCUUUAUAAACAAAUUACUCAAUUUGUGGAUGAAAACACAAAUUUAAAUGAAUUAAUCGAAACUGUUUUUAAUGCUAAACCCGAAGGAAUUUCAUUAAUUGGUUUGCAUACUUGUGGGCAUUUAGCUGUUUCUUCUUUAAACAUAUUUGUUAAAAAUUUAAGUGUUAAAACAAUUUGUAAUGUAAGUUGUUGUUAUCAUUUUCUAGAAGAACAAUUUGAGUCCGAUUCUAAAUUAAUCGGUUUCCCGAUGAGUGAUUAUCUAAAAUCCGUCGAUUUUAAACUAGGAAGACCAGCUAGAAUGUUAUCUGCACAAUCAAUCGAUCGAAUCUUAUCAAAAAAAUUACCCCCAAGCAAUACAAUUUUUUACCGAGCUAUUUUAGAAGUGAUUUUUGAUCGAUUUUUCCCCGAUUUAACCGAUAGGAAUGUUGGCAGAUCAAAACGUGAUUUUAAUUCGUUUGGGGAUUACGUUAAAGAGUCAUUUAAACGAUUAGAAUUAGAUCAUAGCUUUUUAAACGAUGCAGAUAUCGAGGAGGUUUUUAAUUUAUUUGUGAAUAGAGAGAAGGAAUUGUAUUUUUUUACUUUAUUAAGAGCAUUUAUGGCCCCCGCUAUUGAAUCUUUGAUUUUAUUGGAUCGAUUACUUUAUUUAAAAGAAAAUGGGGUUGAAAAUUCGUUUUUAACGCAUUUAUUUGAUCCGGUUGUAUCACCGAGAUGUUAUGGAAUUAUUGCUUUUAAAUAAAUAAAGCUUCCAAGACAA